Molecule: messenger RNA, 339 nt
Organism: Fulvia fulva
Lineage: Eukaryota; Fungi; Ascomycota; Dothideomycetes; Mycosphaerellales; Mycosphaerellaceae
Exons: 2
Coding region: 1-339 (112 amino acids)
Source: RefSeq, a predicted model, not a curated record
AUGCAGAAGCCAUCGAAGAGCCAAGCAAAGAAGAAGAAGCGCAUCGCGAGUGCCAUUCAGUUCUUCGACGAGCAGUAUGGCAAAGAUGUCGACCGCCUAGCCGGAUGGCAAGCUCUCUGCGCAGACGUCGGUGUACCUAGCCUCGAGGAUGUGUUCGUCAACAUCAUUGACUUGGUCAAAGCCAAACGAGCUGGAAACGCCAUCCAUCGAUUUGACAACCUGAAAGAGCUGCAGGAUUACAGCCACCACACACGCAAGAAGUUUCCCUUGGAUGAAGCGAAGGAGAAGAAAAUGCUGGAGGGUUCGCUGGUCAAGAUGUCCGGACCGCGUCGACUUUGA